AUGGCUCAAAAUAUUGUGUUCAACCAUGUGGGGGGCAAACCACCAUUCUUUGAUGGAAUAUCAUCUUUUGAUCAUUGGAAAAGAAAGAUGAAGACACAUUUGGGGUCUAUUCAUGCGAAGGUUUGGGAUGUCACCGAAAGGGAAUACAUUAUUCUUGAUGAGAAGAAUAUGACACCAAAUGAGCAAGCCAACAAGCAAUGCAAUACAAUGGCACUCAACACCAUCUACAAAGGUAUAGAUGCAAAGGUGUUUGAGCAAAUCAAAGAUCUAGAGAAGGCUAGUGAUUUGUGGACAAGAUUGGAAGAAACAUAUGAGGGCACUACAACGGUAAAAAGUGCCAAGCUAUACAUGUUGAAGAAACAACUCACUAACUUCAAGAUGAAGGAUGAUGAGAACAUACCGGAGAUGUUCCAUAGGCUCCAAGUAAUUAUCAAUGAUUUGAAGAGCCUCGGUGAGAAAGUUAGUGAUGAAGAUUUCUCCCAAAAGUUCCUAUGGUGCUUGCCUAAGAGAUUCAAGACCUUGAUAACAAUCAUCUUUAGAGGAGGAUUGAAGAAUGUCACACCCAAUGAGGUCCUUGGUGAUGUAAUGACUGAGGAUAGAUAUGAAGAGGAUAGUGACAAUGAGGACAAGAAAGACAAUGAAAAGAAGAAGGAGAAGAAGGAUAAGGACAAGGUCGUGGCAUUUAAAGCCACAUCUAGCAAGAGCAAAGGGAAAGCAAAGAAGAAGCUAUCUAGUGAUGAGAGCACUAGUGAUAGUGAUGAUGAUGAUGAUGAGGCUAUGGCUCUUCUAGUGAGAAAGUUUGGCAAAUUCAUGAAGAAGAAGGGCUAUAGUACAAGAAAGAGAAGAGACAAAUUCAAGAGCAAGGGCCAUUCCAAGAAGAAGGACAAGAAAGAAAAGAAGAGGGGCACCAAAGUUUACAUGAAGAAGAAGGGUAGCUCUCAUGUUGCAACAUGGGAAAGUGAAGCUUCUACCUCUUCCUCAAGUGAUGAUGAAGAUGACCGAAGAAGCAAGAAGAAGGGUCAUGCUAGCAUUGCAAGAGGCAACACUACAUCUCUAUUUGCUUCAUCCUCACCGGCAUGCUUCAUGGCCAAGGGCCCUAAGGUACAAUCUCAUGAUAGUGAUAGUGAAUCUAGUUCUAGUGAUAGUGAUAGUGAAGAACCUAGCAAACUAGAACUCUUGGAUGCACUAGAUCAAGCCCAAACAAUAAUAAAACAUAAGGGCAAGAAGUGCAAGGAAUUGUCUAAGGAAGUAAAAUCCCUUAGGCAAUCCCAUAGUGAGCUAGAGGCCUCUCAUGAGUGUCUAAAGGAAGACCAUGAGGACCUCACACUAGCUCAUACAAAGCUUGAGAAAGCUCACUCCUUGGUCUUGGAAGAACUUGAGAGGCCAAAAGAUGCUCAUGCUAAACUUGUUAAAUCACAUGCAUCUUUGGAAGCAAUUAGUGAACAAGUUAUUGUAUCUUGUGAUGUUGGUGUGACAUGUGAUAUACUAGAUGAGAAAUUCUUUGAACCUAUCAUUGUCACACCCACUAAUGCUUCCUCUAGCUCCACCACUUCCACCUCAACCAACUCGGCUACAACUAGUAGUGAUGGUUUCAGUUGUGAUGCAUCACUAAUGGUUGAAAAUGAGGCUCUUAAGAGCAAGGUGGAAGAGCUCACUCUAGCAUUAAGCAAAGCUUAUGUUGGAGAUGCCCGCUUGCUAAAGUGCUUGGGUGACCAAAGAUCUCCAAUCAACAAGGAGGGUCUAGGUUAUAUCCCCAAGAAAGGCAAAGCGGCCUUUGUUCAAGCAAAGCCUAGCUUUGUGAAGAGCAAUGGUCAUUAUUGCCAUAGAUGCAAGCAAGUUAGGCACAUAGAGCAAGAUUGUCAAACUAAAUUAAUAUUGCAAAGAAACAAGCAUGUUGCAUAUGCAUCACAACCGAAGAUGAAUGCUAAAAGAAACUAUGCAUACAUGUAUCAUGCUAGACCGACACAUGCAAAUAGGAAUGUUGCUCACAUGCCACCUAAGCAAAAUAAGAAUAAAAAUGUGGCAUACAACUCUCAUCAAUUGAAUGUGAGCAAUGCACCUAAAAAGAACAAUGCAUACAUCCCUCCUCAUAAGAGGAACAUCAAGUUGGUUGCAUGUGUUCCACCACCUUUCUUUGAUGCAAGCUAUAAGCUAUUUAAGGGAGAGAAAGGUGUGACGGCUAAGUUCCUUGGUAUUCCAUUGAAGGGCACAAAGAAGAAUGCUAUUUGGGUGCCAAAGGACUUAGUCACUAACCUCCAAGGACCCAAACUUGCAUGGGUACAUAAAAAACAUUAA
Messenger RNA from Striga hermonthica, 2295 nucleotides. NCBI's taxonomy places the organism in Eukaryota, Viridiplantae, Streptophyta, Magnoliopsida, Lamiales, Orobanchaceae. The record is from the annotation of a GenBank genome assembly.